GCCGGCGGCCCAUGAGCCCCGACCUCAAAGUUUGCGGCGGGCGGGCGGGCGCGGAGCCUCCAAGAUGCCGUUCCACCCGGUGACGGCGGCGUUGAUGUACCGGGGCAUCUACACCGUGCCCAACCUGCUGUCGGAGCAGCGCCCCGUGGACAUCCCCGAGGACGAGCUGGAGGAGAUCCGAGAGGCCUUCAAAGUCUUUGACCGGGACGGCAAUGGCUUCAUCUCCAAGCAGGAGCUGGGCACCGCCAUGCGCUCCCUGGGUUACAUGCCCAAUGAGGUGGAGCUGGAGGUUAUUAUCCAGCGGCUGGACAUGGAUGGUGAUGGCCAAGUGGACUUUGAGGAGUUUGUGACCCUCCUGGGACCCAAGCUCUCCACCUCGGGAAUCCCUGAGAAGUUCCAUGGCACUGACUUUGACACCGUCUUCUGGAAGUGCGACAUGCAGAAGCUGACCGUGGACGAGCUGAAGCGGCUGCUCUACGACACCUUCUGUGAGCAUCUGUCCAUGAAGGACAUUGAGAACAUCAUCAUGACGGAGGAGGAGAGCCACCUGGGCACAGCUGAGGAGUGCCCCGUGGACGUGGAGACCUGCUCCAACCAGCAGAUCCGCCAGACAUGUGUGCGCAAGAGUCUGAUCUGCGCCUUCGCCAUCGCCUUCAUCAUCAGCGUCAUGCUCAUCGCGGCCAACCAGGUGCUGCGCAGCGGCAUGAAGUAGGCGCCGCCUGGGAGCCCGGUCUGGUGCACGCGGUGCAUGGGGCCCACCCCACACCCACCGCCGCCUGCAGUCCUCUCCCUCAGCUGGCUCUCUGGGCCCCGACCCCGUGUACUUCAAGGCCUGGAGGUCCAGCGACCCCACCCCACCAGCCCCACAGGUCUUGCAUGGAGCCGUGGCCGCCUGUGGAGGGCCUGGUGGUGGCUCUGAGGACGGCCCCCAGCCCCGCCUGCACCCUGCCUGUGCCCCAUCCUGGCCUGUAUGUAGCACUCACUCUUCCCACUGUCCAGGGGCUCCUGAGAAAUUAAGGGGAAAUUUGUACAGGAACCCCAGGGCCCAGUCUCUGCUGUGGUCCCUUGGGCAGGAGGGCUCACCCAGGGCCCACAUAACCUGACUCUGGUCCCGGAUGUCUUCCCAGGGCCAUGGCAGGACAGCAGAACAGCUGCGUGUGAGGGUGGGGUCUCCUGGGCCCCUCCCUCUGACCCUCAGACGAAACUCAACCCUUUUCUUCCAUACACCCGCUGAGGCCAGUCAGCUCACUAUACAGAUGAGGAGGCUGAGGCUCAGAAGACUCCCAGAUCUGGCCUCAGUUCCCCCAUCAGCAGGGAUUUUCAGAAAGGGCAAAAGCUAACGGAGUGUGGGGCAUCCGAGGGGCCCCAAAACACUCCCCACCCUCUUGCCUCUCCCAGCAGAGGCCCUGAAGGCCUCAUCACCCUUUACCACCCUAGCACAGAAUCUAG
Molecule: messenger RNA, 1449 nt
Organism: Talpa occidentalis (Iberian mole)
Lineage: Eukaryota; Metazoa; Chordata; Mammalia; Eulipotyphla; Talpidae
Gene: CABP7
Product: calcium binding protein 7
Exons: 5
Coding region: 65-712 (215 amino acids)
Molecular function (GO): calcium ion binding
Source: RefSeq, a predicted model, not a curated record